Messenger RNA from Drosophila navojoa, 1643 nucleotides. It is a transcript of the gene raskol, whose product is annotated as Ras GTPase-activating protein raskol. Gene Ontology annotation, biological process: regulation of GTPase activity. NCBI's taxonomy places the organism in Eukaryota, Metazoa, Arthropoda, Insecta, Diptera, Drosophilidae. The record is from RefSeq and is a predicted model, not a curated record.
AAUACUUGAGUGAGCAGCGCCUGUGACUCUUAAAAAAAGUUUCUGGUUUCGUUGGCGCGACAACAACAACAACAACAGCAACAACAGCGACGGCAACAAUAAAUAAAACUUCAAUAUGCGCCGACCGGCCUUCAGCGCAGAAUAUUAACAAUAUAUUGUACAUAUGUAUGUGCAUGCGUCUAUAUGAAUGUGUGUGUGUGUGUGUAGACAACAACAACUGUCACGCAUCGAAGGGGGCGUGGGGGGCGGCACACAAAAUUGUAGAAGCAUCUCCGCUCGCUCUCUCUCUCUCUCUCUCUAUCUUUCUUUCUCCGUGUCUCUCUCAAAUUGCCUGCGGUCUGAGUUAAAGGCAAAAAAGGCUAAAAUAGCUCAAAAAUAAUCACAAACACACACACACAGAUAUAUACACACACUUAGCCGUUCAGUGGCACACAGGCGCUGGGACCUACUGAUGAGACCAACAACAUAGCGCGGGAGGGAGAGGGAGAGAGAGAAUCAGCAUUGAGCUUGAGCCGUGCGUAAAGAAAUCAAAAACAAAAACAAAAAAAGGCAAAGCAAAUAAAACAAAAAUCGUGAUUAAUAUUUUUUUUUUUUGUGUGUGAGUUUUGUUUUUGUUUUCUUGUGCUCUUGAAUCGGGCUUUUGUUAAGCUUUUAAUCAACAAAAUUAAAAGAAGGCUGCAGCAACAACAACAGCAACAACAACAACAACAAUAGUUAGCAGCAGCAGCAGCAGCAGCUAUUCGACAACUUGUCGAUAAGCCGAAAGAUAACGAGCCGCAGCAGCAAUAGCGAACCGGAGAGCGCCCAUACCAGAGAGCUCCAGAGCGUGAGCGCGCGCGUGUGCUACAGCGAGUGAGAGCGGGAGAGAGCGAGAGAGAGCGGCGGUGGCAGCAUCCCAAAAGGAAACGUUAACACCACCCACCCGAAAGAAGCAGAAAUCAUGGGACGUCGCACGUAUCUGAAUCGCGCCUAUGCAAUUUCCUACCCCAGUCGCGUCGAGGGCUGGCUGGACGUGUGCGAAACGGAGGGCGAGCUGACACGCAUGAUCAAACCGCUUCCAUGGGGGCCUCUCUACUGUGUGCUGCAGCAGGACGAUCAAACAUUUACCGCCUACUGCAGCGAGGAGAUUUCGAUAUUUCCGGCUACGCCCAAAAAGGAGCUGGAGCUGGGCGAUGUCUGCUAUGAGGAUAUACCGCGCGUGCGCUUGGAUCGUGCACGUCGCCCCGUCAAAGCCCUGUGGCACGGUCCGCCCACACUGGCGGAGGAGAACGAGGAUUCCGACAGCUGUCUCAGCACCGGCAUGACCGGCCUCAACGACAUAGUGUUGAAUACAACGCUCUACAAUGAUCUAGGUGAUAAUUCAUAUGUCAUAAAUAUCUGUCAGUCAGUCGACUGUAUCUGUAUCCAUGAGAUACUUGUAUCUAUGUAUCUGUUUGCAUGUAAAUUGCUCGUUCGCACUUUGCACAAAAAAAAAAAAAACAAAAACUGCUCGAUGUCGUCAUCGUCAUCGUCAUCAUCAUCAUUAUCUUUAUUAUCAUCAUCAUCAUCAUCAGCGUCUUUUAGUCCCGUCGAGCAGUCGAUCUACAUAUGGCAAUUGUUUCCACUUCCAAUUUGAGCUAGCCAAUUAUAUAAUGGAUAUAUAA